Monodelphis domestica (gray short-tailed opossum) is the source of this 1845-nucleotide messenger RNA. Lineage: Eukaryota; Metazoa; Chordata; Mammalia; Didelphimorphia; Didelphidae. The record is from RefSeq and is a predicted model, not a curated record.
AUGGAUGUCAGUGAGAUGACUGAGAAGCUCAGUUCAGAACUGACCUGUUCUAUUUGCUUGGAUCUCUUCACCCAGCCAGUGACCCUUGACUGUGGGCACAGCUUCUGCAGAGAGUGUGUCCUUCGGAGCUGGCAGGAAGCCCAAGUCCCAUGGACGUGCCCGCUGUGCAGGGCUAGCAGUAGGCCCAGAGCCUUAGAGUCCACCCGGGUCCUGGAGGACCUGACCAGCAUCAGCAGGCAGCUGAGACUUCCUGGAGACAUGUGUGGCCAACACCAAGCCGUUCAGAAGCUCUUCUGUGAAGAUGACUUCAGCCCCCUCUGUGUCUCCUGCUUACUCCCCCAAGAGCACGAAGGUCAUCGUGUGUAUCCCCUGGAAGAGUCUGCGGAGACAUUCAAGGGCCAGCUGCAGGAAGCCCUGGGCCAGGCCAGGGCCCAGGAGAGAGAGGCCCACGUGCUGCUGGAGCAGGAGAGAGCCAGGAGGCUGAGGUGCCGUAGGGAGGCCGCCAUUCUGAAGCGGGUCAUCCUGCCCGAAUACAUCAAAACUCACCUUGUCUGGACAGAGGACCAACAACAGGAUCUCCUGGACAUAGAAAAGAGAAGGAAUAUGAAUAGAUUAAGGGCCAGUGAGGCCAGAAUCUCUCGCUAUGUCCAAAGCCUAGAGAAGAUGACUGAGGAGCUGGAGAAGACUUUGGAGCAGCCCCUGGUGGAGAUGCUCCUGGCUGGGAGGAGCACUUUGCAAAGGAGUCGGGAGCUGCUGCUUUGCUGUCCAGAGCCUGCUGCCCUAUGCUGGACUCUGUGUGGAAUCACUGGAAUGAGGGAGCUCCUACUGGUCUUUCAAAGCCACAUCAGUCUGGAUCCAAGAACAGCCCAUUCCAGUCUCAUCCUUUCUGAAGAUCUGAAGAGCGUGAGGCUUGCUUUCCACUGGAGGGACCUACUGGCCAACCUGCAAGGAGAGGCAGAGUGUCCUCUUAUUGUGCUGGGUGCUCAGAGCUUCACCUCAGGGAGACAUUAUUGGGAGGUGGAGGUAGGAAGCAAGAUGGAGUGGGAAGUGGGCAUCUGUAGAGAGCCAGGAAACGACCAGGGCAGCAUCCAUGGGGGCGUGCUCUCCCUUGCCCACCUCAAAAUGAGAAACCAAUUCAACCUGUGGCUCUCUCACACCAUGGGAAACCCUGACGACACAGGACCACUGCACAGGCUGGGCAUUUUCCUCCACUACGAAGAGGGACACCUGUCAUUUUACAAUGUGACCCAGGGCUGCCUGAUCUACGCCUUUCCCCCAGUCACCUUCCAAGGUCCUCUCAGGCCUUUCUUCUCUCCUGGCCUUAUCCAUGAAGACAACCAGCCCAGCUCUGUCACCAUAUGUCCACUGAGCCCUCAUUCCUGAGGGAGCUCAUGCCCUUCCACCUUGCCUAGGCUCUGAGGCUCCAUUCAGGGAAAGGAUCCAUCAUGUGAAGAAUUCAUGACUGAGAAGGUUGGGGACUGGCAAGUAACACCCAGAGAUUGCAACAGGAAGAAAAUGCACCAGAGAGCUACCAAUGGAAAAGGAAAAACAAAACCACAAAAAAAGGGGCGAAGAGAUCUGGAGAACAAUUUUGGGAAUGGCCCCGAAGGGCUCUGAAAUUCUGCUUGCCUGCUGAUUCUGCCACACUCUGCCUAAGUCCUGAUGCCCAAGAGAUCACAAGAAUAGGUGGGAGGCUGGGGACAGAUUUCUACAAAAACAUUAGGAGCAGCUCUGGUGGUGAUAGGAAAACUACAAUAGGAAAUGGAGAGCCACUUCCAGCAGUUGGAGAAUGGUGGAACCAGGUGGUGCUACAUCAUUGUGCUGAAAUGGGAACAGUGCUCAAAA